Acaulospora morrowiae is the source of this 953-nucleotide messenger RNA. The record is from the annotation of a GenBank genome assembly. Lineage: Eukaryota; Fungi; Glomeromycota; Glomeromycetes; Diversisporales; Acaulosporaceae.
CUCACAAGACUACAAUCAAACAUCAUACCGAACCAGCUCACAAGACUACAAUCAAACAUCAUACCGAACCAGCUCACAAGACUACAAUCAAACAUCAUACCGAACCAGCUCACAAGACUACAAUCAAACAUCAUACCGAACCAGCUCACAAGACUACAAUCAAACAUCAUACCGAACCAGCUCACAAGACUACAAUCAAACAUCAUACCGAACCAGCUCACAAGACUACAACCAAACAUCAUACCGAAUAUCCUAAUCACCACGAACACAAAGAUGACGAACACCACAAAGAUGACAAACACCACAAAGAUGACAAACACCACAAAGAUGACAAAGAUGACAAACAUCACAAAGAUGACAAGGAUGACAAACAUCACAAAGAUGACGAACAUCACAAAGAUGACAAACACCACAAAGAUGACAAAGAUGACAAACAUCAUAAAGAUGACAAACACCACAAAGAUGACAAAGAUGACAAACAUCACAAAGAUGACGAACACCACAAAGAUGACAAACAUCACAAAGAUGACGAACACCACAAAGAUGACAAACAUCACAAAGAUGACAAAGAUGACAAACACCACAAAGAUAACAAAGAUGACAAACACCACAAAGAUGACGAACAUCACAAAGAUGACAAAGAUGACAAACACCACAAAGAUGACCACAAAGAUGACAAAGAUGACAAACAUCACAAAGAUGACGAACACCACAAAGAUGAAAAACAUCACAAAGAUGACGAACACCACAAAGAUGACCACAAAGAUGACAAACAUCACAAAGAUGACCACAAAGAUGACGAACAUCACAAAGAUGACCACAAAGAUGACGAACAUCACAAGGAUGAUGAACACCACAAAGAUGACGAGCACCAUAAAGAUGACGAACAUCAUAAAGAUGAUGAACAUCACAAAGAUGGCGAACAUCAUAAAGAUGACGAACACCACAAGGAU